UUUGCUUUAAUGUUUAAUGUUUAUGAGCCGCCUUGUGAAUAAAACAAAUAAUUAUUAUUAAAACAUUUGAAUCUAAUUACCAUCAAUAUAAAAAAUUAAACACAUCUAAGGCAUACCAGAAUAAUAAUACCACUUUAUACAGUGUUUACAUAAAAAUUUAAAUUCUAACCUAAAAAUGUCUGACGAUGAAGAUGUAAUUGUUGUAAAAAAACCCAGGCAAGUUCAUUAUGGGUCGCUGGAGGAGCAAGAAAAGGCACGGCUGGCGGCUCUUGCCGCAGCCGCCAGAGAAGGAGUUGAGGAAAGUGGAAAAGAGCUUGGAGACAUACAAAUUUCUAAUGAAUACAUGGAAUUGGAGGAAGAAAUUUCAAGGGAUAAAAAGGCUUUGCUUGAAGAGUUUGAAAGGAGAAGAAAAGCUCGGCAGUUGAAUGUAUCCACUGAUGACGAUGAGGUUAGGAGAAGUUUAAGACAGCUGGGGGAGCCUGUGUGUUUGUUCGGAGAAGGUCCAGCAGAACGAAGAGUAAGGCUGAGGGAUUUGCUCAGCUACCUUGGUGAAGAUGCAAUACACAAGAAGUUAGAAGAGGAAGAGGCUCGAAUAGAGAGGGAUAGAGGUCGUGAGGGGACAUGGUACCACGAAGGUCCUCCUGAGCUCCGAGACGCGAGGUUGUGGAUAGCUAGAUACUCUCUACCCAGAGCGAAACAUAGGUUGAACAAAGCUCGUGAGGAGUUGCAGCUGGCGGGCAGCGUGCGAGCCGCGGCCAAGCAGGAGUCACAGCGGAGGGCCUCCGCCGUCUCCAUAUACUGCAGUCAGAUCGGCGACACGAGGCCGAUAAGCUUCUGUAGAUUCAGCGGCGACAGUCAGAUGUUGAUAACGUCCAGCUGGUCUGGCCUGGUGAAGGUGUGGUCGGUGCCGGACUGCGAGCUGCUGCAGACGCUGGCGGGACACACGUGCAACGUGAGCGCCGCCGCCUUCCACCCGCACGCGCAGCUGCCGCACCACUUCCGGGACAAGAUAGAAAAAAAGGAUGAGGAAAUGAAGGUGUCCGUGGAGAUGGAUACGGACGAGUCGUCCAAAGCGGUGGCGAUGGCGUCCUGCGCUUACGACGGUUCCGUGCACUUGUGGAACUUUGUCAGUGACUCCCCCCUCGCGUCGCUGGAGGGUCACGGCCCGUCCCGCGUGUCCCGCGUGGAGUUCCACCCGUCGGGCCGGUUCCUCGCCACCACCGUCUUCGACCACUCGUGGCGGCUCUGGGAUCUAGAGACGCAAAAGGAGGUUCUGCACCAGGAGGGACACGCGAAGCCCGUCUACAGCGUCGCGUUUCAGUGUGAUGGGUCCCUUAUUGUAACUGGCGGCAUGGACGCGUUCGGGCGCGUGUGGGACGCGCGCACGGGGCGCUGCGUCAUGUUCCUGGAGGGGCACCUCGGGCCCGUGCUGGGCGCCGACUGCGCGCCCGCCGGACACCACGUCGCCACCGCCGCCGCCGACCACCAGGCGAAAAUUUGGGACCUGCGUCGACGAGCUGCGAUAUACACGAUACCAGCGCACACGCAUCUAUUAAGCGAUGUAAGAUAUCAGAGGAGCCACGGCCACUUCCUGCUGACGUCAUCGUAUGACAAGAGUGCCAAGCUCUGGUCGAACCCCGCUUGGCAUCCGUUGAGAACGUUAUCCGGUCAUGACAAUAAGGUAAUGAGUGCUGAUAUAUCAAUGGACAACAAAUAUAUAGCGACAUGCUCGUACGAUAGAACCUUCAAAUUGUGGACGCCGGACUUAGCUUAGUAUAAGUUUUAUAAAUGUUAAUAAACUAUUUGAUAUGA
Vanessa atalanta (red admiral) is the source of this 1812-nucleotide messenger RNA. It is a transcript of the gene U4-U6-60K, whose product is annotated as U4/U6 small nuclear ribonucleoprotein Prp4. Gene Ontology annotation, biological process: mRNA splicing, via spliceosome. Gene Ontology annotation, cellular component: U4/U6 x U5 tri-snRNP complex. Gene Ontology annotation, molecular function: U6 snRNA binding; U4 snRNA binding; protein binding. NCBI's taxonomy places the organism in Eukaryota, Metazoa, Arthropoda, Insecta, Lepidoptera, Nymphalidae. The transcript has 14 exons. The record is from RefSeq and is a predicted model, not a curated record. The coding region runs from base 176 to 1774 and encodes 532 amino acids.